GCCGCCAUAGCUGACGUCAGACGUAAAUUGCUCUUGCUAACUGCUCAUUGAGGGAACAUGGCAUUUACUCUUUACUCACUGAUCCAAGCAGCAAUUCUCUGCGUGAAUGCUGUAGCAGUACUGCACGAAGAACGUUUUUUGAGUAGAAUUGGAUGGGGCGUGGACCAGGGCGUUGGAGGUUUUGGUGAUGAACCAGGCAUCAAAGUUCAGAUGAUGACGCUGAUUCGCUCUGUGCGUACCGUCAUGAGAGUGCCUUUGAUUGCAGUGAAUUCAGUGUGUAUCGUUUUGUUGCUGCUGUUUGGAUGAAGAAAACGAAUGGACAAACCCAUUUACCUCCAAUUUCACAACCUCAGGACGCUGUGGACUUAACAGAACAUUUAAUGUCGAUAGGGUGACAAUGAUCGAAAAUUAUGUAAGUAUGCCAUGCCUUUUCUGCAGUGGUUUAACACGCUCUUCUGUAGUAAAUUUCACUCUAAGAUGAACACAAUUGCCGAAAAGGUUUGGUUUGAGAAAUGUAAAUUAAAUAUGAAAUCCUUUAUAUUCUUGUAAACGUGCUUCAUAAUAAAGAAUUUAUGUGACGCCAUCUUGAAUUUAUUUUUGCCUUUUAGUUCUCUUGUCCUAUUGUGGCUGCCGUACUUAAGUCACCCGACCACAACUUCCUCUUACAAACAAACAGGAUUGAAGGUUUUGUAUUUGUUAAGCUGAAUGUAAAAAAAAUAAAAUGAUGAGAAGCCUUCAGAAUUAUAUUUUGGCCUCGCUAUCUGUACCCUGCAUUUAUUUCGUCUAUGUGCACAUCUACUGUUCUCAUAAAUUACUGAAAACAAAUACACUCUGCUGGGAGAAACUCCCAAAACUUUCCUACCUGUUUCUGAAAUAUGUGACCAAAGCUCUUAUUUGGAGAAAGGGCUGCUUGUACAAGCCAAGCCGAAAGAAGGGAUGUGACGUAUUUUACGCCGUCUACAACUGCAGAAUGGACACAGCGCUUCUGAGGAGGUUUUGCGGUGCUACAGGUUAUGGUUGGGACUAUCCAGACAGCGAAUACAGAGACAUUCCUCUGUGCUUCCCUGAGGUUCUGUGCCGCACACUUUUGCUCAUGGCCAUUACUGAUCACAACUUCCGGCUGAGCCCAGUUGGUCUGGUUUGUGUGCGCCAGAGCAUUAAAACCCAUCAGCCAGUUGAUGAGUUGAAGAAAGGUCCCUUUACGUUGCAAGUUCAAGUCCUCGUGUACAGAACUUUGGAUGUCGGUGUGGAGGUGGAUGUCUUGCUGUCUGCCACUUCCCGUUCCAAGAGUCUUGUGUGGGAGAGCAUCUUAACACUGAUGUCCAAGAACAAGUACCAACAAGCCAAAAAUGAGAUUGCAAUGGCCGCUCAAAUGGAUGAAGCUAUGCUCCAGCACGUCAAACAAGUGGAUCUCAGAGUUCCCUUAAGUGCUAGUCCACUGUGUGCCUGGUCCUUCUUGGACUAUUGGUUCUUCUAUCUGCCAGCCAGUCUGUUUGGCUUCAAGUUGCGGACCAUCUCAAGUCUGUGGAUGUUGUCUGUCUGCUUGGCUGAAAUAGAGAAGCACAAUGUGUUUGGAGUCAUCACAUCUCCACUGAACAUCAUGGCCCACUUUGAGGAUUGUUUGUUGGCACCAAACAAAGUGACUCUUUCAUUCACGAGAUGUCAGUCAUCUACCCAAGACCUCAGCUUCCAAAUGCAGCAACACGGAGGCAGCAAGAUUCACUUAGCGGGAAUGAUAUCCAGGACCUGACUGAAACAGGAAAUAGUCAUAUCCCCAAAUAUAUGUUGGGACUUUUCUUCUCUCCUUCUCCUUCUGUGAUGCAUCAUGAAAGUAAAACAACUGUCUUCACCAGGGUCGAUAGAUUUUCCAAAACGGUCUGAUCCGUAGCUUUGGAAACCUAUGAGCAUAAUUAUAAUAUUUAUUCAUUGGCAGUGUCAGUCCCAUUUUUUCCCUGAAAUAUUUUUACAUUUGACCAUAAACUGCAGCCUACUUCUCUACUGUAGGCCUCAUUCCAUGUCAAAUGGGAGGCAUUUCAAUAUUUGAUCUCAUAAAGCUGCUUGAAUUUUUCAUGUACUAUGUAAGAGACUGUCGUCCUUUAUAAUUUAGUGAAACACCUUCACUCAGUAGAACAGAAAUAAAUGGAUUUUCAUGCUUCCCUGCACUGUUCCAACAUUUCCUGAAAUUAUUAUUUACUAGAGUGUAUCACAAAUAUUGUGUUGUUUUACAAUACAGGAACCAGAUGAAGGAAGGAUUAACUCGGGCGGGGCAGUGACAGAUGAGAACUGCGUCUUCUAACAACAGGCAAUUCUCUGCCAGGUUUGAAAGAAAGGGUUGAAUCAUAAACAGCUACAAUUUUUGUUGUCGCCAUCACUGGAUCCAACAGAGAUAGGAGUGACUUCCAACAACUUGGAAAAUACCAACAGAUUAACCCCCUAAGAAAAGUGCUCCUAUAGUUGUGGACUCUUUGCAAAUGUGGGUAAUUAUUUGAUAUGUCAAUAUUCACUCUGAUUUUAUCCAACAAUAUUUCUAAUUCACUAGUUGUCCUUUAUUUGCAUUGCGACUGAUCAUCCGUCAACCAUUGGAGCAUCCUGCUAUGACAGUGAGGGAGCCAUGCUAAGUGAUGUUGGCUCAAAUGAGGGCGGGUACAGACAAUCUCUGUUGCCGAGACCAGAAAGUGAUUUUCAUUGUUUGCACUGCAAGAGCUGCACAUCACACCCUGCUGAACCAGCCUAAAGUCGCUCAAAAAGUACAUGAAGACACUCGGAAAAGGUGCGUCUCCCAGCAAUCCCGUCUCUUCGCCAACAGGGCGCAGCAUUGUGCAAGUGUACCAUGACUACCAGAAGGUGGCUUUUAAAAUGCAAUAUGAAAAUGGCCACGCUGAAGACAAUGGCUCUGCCGCCACGAGGCAGCAGAUCACAAACGAAGACAAUACAUCAUGCAAUGAGCAAAAAUUAUGUAUGAGGGAUGCCGGCUCUCAACAGAUCUCCAUGUGGACUGUGAAUUCCAGCACAUCGGCCUAUUCAGGCCCAGAAGACAAUUCCACAGACCCACCCGUGACCUUGACAGAGACCUCCACUCUGAACUUUGUUGACGGGCACACCUUGGAGGGUCAAGGAGAGAAUCAUACUCUCCAUGAGGUGGCAAUGGUUUACCUGAGAGAGUUUGUGCUUAUAGAUGAUGACGAUGAUGGAGACAUGUCACUGAGGGAGAAAACAGUAAACAACUUGACUGUCAUGGAUGGGAAAGCUGCAGACUUGGUGUGUGGGAGAUUGGUUAACACUUGCAGCGUUUAUGGAUUUCAAUCUAAGGGUAACUUGUCAUCUCUGGAAGAUCCGCUUCCUGAGCCCGGGCCUUCGCGUGGAAAUCAACACUGCUGCGCCUGCGCUAUCUUAUGACAGGAUCUGGAGUUGCACUGUGAAGACACCCUUAGUGCCGUGGUUCUGAAGCACUCGACUCGGGUACAAAUUUACUAAUUGACAAAACAAGAGCCCAACGUUUUGUACACACAAAAUUUGUAAUGUAAUCCGAAUAAAGAUAUCUUUGUUUUAACCACAAGGAAUCUAUGCCAGAAUCUCUCUGGUGGGGUGAAAAGGUGUAACAUCUGCAUUGUAGAUUUUGCGGAAGAAUUUUCAAAUGCAAACAGAGGUAAACUCAUGUAUAACUUUGAUACUUUGAAAAUGUGCAUGUUCAUCAAACAGCAUUUGUCAGCACACAUCAGGCGGUGAUAACAUAUGCGGACUGUAUGUAUAAAUAUGACAAUAGCCUAAAUGUAUCUGGGCGAUACUGUCUUGCUAAAAUAACGUUUUGGUGAAGCAGAAAAAAAAUAGGUUAACCUUGAAUCUGUACAGCACAAUUCCUGCUUUCGCUCAUCUAUUAUCGACAUCCAUUUUCACUUCACCAGUCAUUCAAUUAUUGUAUGUUUUAGUGAUUUUUUUUUUUUUUCAACAAUGCUGUUUCACUAGUAGGCAGUAAGCUCGGGUGUACAAUACACUCUCACAUAUGUGGUCUUCACAAAUAAGGACUACAAAAAAUUAUGAAUCUGCAUAUCAGUCUGUGAAUUCACCAUCCAUUCAUCCAUCCAACCAGGCCUCUUUCAUGUUUUUCUAAAUAAAUCAUUUUGUUGAGCCACAAUUCAAACUCAACGACAGAUUUUUAUAGGUAUUUUUCAUUAAACUUUCAUUACUUGU
Messenger RNA from Syngnathus acus (greater pipefish), 4188 nucleotides. RefSeq names its product immediate early response 3-interacting protein 1. The record is from RefSeq and is a predicted model, not a curated record. The transcript is spliced from 8 exons. Gene Ontology annotation, biological process: endoplasmic reticulum to Golgi vesicle-mediated transport. Lineage: Eukaryota; Metazoa; Chordata; Actinopteri; Syngnathiformes; Syngnathidae. Gene Ontology annotation, cellular component: Golgi membrane; endoplasmic reticulum membrane; COPII-coated ER to Golgi transport vesicle. The coding region runs from base 722 to 1750 and encodes 342 amino acids.